Molecule: messenger RNA, 6657 nt
Organism: Salvelinus sp. IW2-2015
Lineage: Eukaryota; Metazoa; Chordata; Actinopteri; Salmoniformes; Salmonidae
Gene: tubgcp6
Product: tubulin gamma complex component 6
Biological process (GO): microtubule nucleation; spindle assembly; meiotic cell cycle
Cellular component (GO): centrosome; equatorial microtubule organizing center; gamma-tubulin complex
Molecular function (GO): gamma-tubulin binding; microtubule minus-end binding
Source: RefSeq, a predicted model, not a curated record
UAGGCGGGUCCAACGUGUAGUUGAGGAGGUGGAUGUACAUGYUAUAGACAAAAUAACGUCCAAUUUUGUUUUGAAACGUAUUAUGAUGAGCUACAGAAAGUAGAUAACUAGUAUGUAUUAAAUGGAGGCAAGUAACAAGUAUACUGGGACAUCUAGCUAGCUAACUUGCUAAAAACGAAUGGUCCCUCGGUUACUGAACUAACUAACAGCACCAUCAUCAUGGAAGGAGUGGGCACAACCGAAAACCAAUGUAUGAGUUGAAGGUCAGAAGUACAAUCACAUCAACUGACAUAACAAGCUACAACCAUGUACUCCAGCCCAGACGUCUGCCUUAAAUCUGGCAGUCACAACAGUAGCAGUAACAGCAACAGCAUCACUGAACUCCUGGGCUCCCUGUGUGACAGCAGCCUCACUGGGGUGUCAUGGAAACGUCGUGCUCUAGGAGGGGUGUCCCGAGAGGGGGUCCGCCGCACCCUCAGAAAGCGUGCCUACGGGGCCCUGCUGUCCAAACUGUUCCAGGAGGGCUCCCCGAAAGGGUUCUUGUCAGUACCUAGUGCCACGUCCACCACCCCACCCAGAAACAAGCUACUUAUGAUAUCCUUUGACCUGCGAGUGGCGGGGUGCCAGGACGAGGCCGAGAGGCUGGAGGAGCAGCUGGGGAGGCUAAGUGAGGGGCCCGCCUCGGGUCUGAAGGAGCUGGACUCUGUGCUGGAGCUCUUGGUGCAGCUGACUGGCUCUGCACCCCCACCCCCGGCCUCCUUCAGCAGGGACUACAUGCGCAGGGAGAGGCCCGUGCUGAGAAGGCCUCCGCUGGGGGGCUACCAGAGCGAGGAGCUGCAGAGGUUGGAGGCCCGAGCCUGGGCCCUGAUGUGUGGGGAGGAGUGGGGAUCCCUGAAGGGUCUGUGUGGGACUCUGGGUCUGAUGGAUGCUCCUCCGGGCACAGGCCUGCUGGCACUGAGGAGGAGGUCAGACGUAGAGGAGAGGUUUGAGAAGGAGACCAGGAUGUCUCUAUUUGGAGCCCUGCAGCACUCCCGUACCUCAGACCUGGACAUCAGGCUGAAUCUACCUCCUGUGCCCAGCAAUGCUGAUGUCACUGGGCUAGCCAUACGGGUGCCACCUUGUUUGGACCAGUUAGAAGAUGAGGGCUUCCAGUCAGCCUCCAACCUAACCCCAGACUCCCAGUCAGAGCCCAGUCCCAGCCCAGAACUUGAUGUCUGGGACGCCCUGAGGACUUUUGAGCCUGGGAGACGCCGCUGCUGGGAGUCUGUUGGCUGCCCACCAGGGAAGAGGGAAUUCCCCUACCUGACGGAGGGGGGCAGGGAGGCUUUUGAUCAGCUCUACAGGCUGUGGGAGGGGGAGAUGAGGGUGGUCUGCUCUGCACCCCCCUCGCCCCUCCUGCCCCUGCCUCUGGACUGUCAGACCCAGCUGGUCAGCGACCUACUUAAUGUAUUGAUCGGGGUGGCGUCUACUACCUUCCCCCUCAACCAGGUGUGUGUAAAUUUUGACGUUCGACCCGGAGUGUGUGUGUCGGGAGCGUCACCGGAGAGUGUGUCUCGUUUGCUUGGCGAGCUGGCUCAGUAUGGCACCCAUUACCUGAGGCUCAGCCGCUUCGUUCUGCAGAGUGCCCAAAAGAGAGGCCUGGUCUUCCAGGCGUUUACAGGUGGGCUGCGUAAGUACCUGCAUUACUACCGGGCCUGUGUCCUCAGCACCCCUCCCACCCUUAGCCUGCUCACAAUCAGCUUCCUGUUCCGCAAGGUGGGCCGGCAGCUCAGGUAUUUGUCAGAGUUAUGCUGUGUGGAUGGGGCAUCUGGUGUGGGCCAGGCUACCUUCCCUGUGGGAGUGACGCUGCUCUCCUACCUGUACAACGAGGCCCAGAGCAACUGCAGCAAUGAGAACUACCCCGUCCUGUUGUCCCUGCUGAAGAGUAGCUGUGAGCCUUACACACGGUUUGUGUCAGACUGGGUGUACAGUGGAGUGUUCCGGGACGUGUACGGAGAGUUCAUGAUCCAGGUCAACGAAGACUACCUCAGCUUCAGAGACAAGCACUUCUGGGUGCAGGGCUACACACUGAUCUCCCGUGAUGUGGAGGACUGCGUGCCUGUCUUCCUCCGACACAUAGCCAACGACGUGUACGUCUGCGGGAAGACCAUCAACCUGCUCAAGAUCUGCUGUCCCCAGCAUUACAUCUGCUGGUCGGAGCUGCCCGUGCCUCGCAUUGCUGUCACGUUCUCCCUGCAGGAGGUAGAGGAGAUAGAGAGGGACUGUGCCGUGUACCGAGGACGCAUGGAGAGGAUCGCCAAGCACAGCGCCACCAGCAGGGAGGAACAGGCCCUGCGCACAGAGCAGGCACGCCAGGAACUGAUCAAUCAGGUCAGGCAGUCGGCCGCCAAGACCCUGGAGAGCAUCCGCGGGCGCCAGGUGUCGCAGCGUCUGGCUGAAGAGGCAAAGAAGAGGGAACGCUUUGAAGAGCUGAGACAGCACUUGGAGCAGGAACAAGAGUGGCACAGUUUAGCCAGGAGGAAGGAGCAGGAGGAUGAAUUCAGCUUUGCCAGGGAGCUGAGAGACCGGGAGAAGCGACUACAGGCCCUGGAGGAGCAGCUGGAGAUCAGAGCCAGGAAGGAACUGAUUGCCCAGUACAGCCACCUAUCAGAGGAGGCGGCCAAGAGGGAGUGGCGGGCCAUGUGGAGGGUUCAGCGAAUGAGACUGGAUGAUUCCCGGGCCCAGUUCCUACAGCAAGACCAACUGGAGACUGAGGCUAUUCUGGAGAAGUAUCCUGUCGGAGGGCAGAGACCCCCUCUGGAAAUACUACAGCCAGCUCCAGCUCAGACCACUCAACCAUUAACACAGGAGUCCCUAUCUCCGGAGCCCUGUGAGCAGCAGUCUAAGGAGGCAACCCAGGCCCCCAUCCAUCACCAAUCCGCACCCCCCGCCACGAAACUCGACCUCACCCUCGUCUCAGAGCACAUCGACGCCAAUGACUUCCUGCCCAAGCCGGCCAACAGCCUACAGGUGGACCAGGCCCUACAGGAAAUUGGGUCGGACCUCCCGGAGGCUCUUGCGCCUCAUAAACCCGUAGACUAUGACUUUAGCGCCCCCUACAGUCCCCUUGAGGGAGUGACGGCCCCAGCCCUGGCUAGACCUCGCUGGGGUCCUGAGUCCACUCUAGGUAUGGGGUGUGUGGUGUCCGGGACUUUAGCUCUCCCGUCUCCGCUACCUGGAAGUACCUACGGCCAUUCUUCAGACUCCACUAUGGGCGUAGGGUGUGUGGUGUCAGGAGCUGAGGUCCUCCCCAGGCCCAGUCCUCACGGCCAGGCCUCCCAGUCUAGCAUCCCCCUGGGUCAGUACUCCUCUGAUGUGCCCCUGGCUCUCCACACAGCCAAUGUCCACGGACACCCCUCCCAGACCACAGUGCAGCUGGCGGAUGGAAGUGAGGCAAAGCAGAUGGACAGCAGGCAGGAGAAUACGGAAGACCCAUCACCUCCAGGGGGCAUCGUAAAAGAGGCUGAAGGGACUGUAGAGGCAUCAUGCCUGGUGGAGAUGAAGCCAGCUGAGAUAGAGAAACUAGAUCGUGUUGGAGCAGAGGAACAGACGGCUGGUUCUCUCAGGGAGGCUUCUGCCUCCUCCACCCCAGAGCAGGGCCAUGACAGUGGGUAUCAUCCAGGACAGGCCUCCCCUUCCCUCUCUGGACCCUCCAGUGUGUCCGAGCUCCCUACUGCCAACAUUCAAGGCCAUGCCUCAGAUGCUCAUAUUAAAGUCGGAGACCAUGUUUCAGAUGUGGAAGCCCCUCUCCCUUCUCAAAACGUUCAUGGUCACUCAUCUGAUGCUAACAUAAAGGUAGGAGAGUUUGUUUCGGAGGUGUACGCUAUGCGUGGACGCCACUGUAUGCAAGGUCACGCAUCUGACGCUCAUAUUAAAGUUGGAGACCAUGUUUCAGAUGUGGAAGCCCCUCUCCCUUCUCAAAACGUUCAUGGUCACUCAUCUGAUGCUAACAUAAAGGUAGGAGAGUUUGUUUCGGAAGUGACUGCUCCUCUUCCGACCCCCAAUGUUCACGGUCACGCAUCUGACGCUCAUAUUAAAGUUGGAGACCAUGUUUCAGAAGUGGUCGCCUCCCUUUUCACCCAGAACAUUCACGGUCAUGCCUCGGACUCUCACAUCAAGGUCGGGGAGCACAUGUCAGAAGAGGUCGCCUCCAUUCACACCCAAAACAUCUACGGUCACUCAUCCGACACUCACUUCAAGGCGGGUGAGUUUGUGUUGGACGCAGAGCCCUCCCGACCACGCUGGAGCAAGCAUGGUCACGCCUCAGACUGCACACUUCAAGUAGGCUGUGUGAUGUCAGGCACAGAACCAGUACUCUCCCCUUUACCUGGUAGCACCUACGGCCAUUCCUCUGAGUCCACUCUAGGUAUAGGGUGUGUUGUCUCUGGGGUUGAACCCCUUCAUGCUCCUCUACCUGGAAGUGACUUUGGACACGCCUCAGACUCAACCCUGGGUGGAGGGUGUGUGGUGUCAGGAACAGUAACCCUUCCUUCUCCGAUACCCGGAAGUGACUACGGCCAUUCGUCAGAUUCAGCGAUGGGCGGAGGGUGCGUGAUAUCUGGGAUUGAACCCGUUCGCGCUCCUCUUCCCGGCAGCAACUUCGGACAGUCCUCAGACUCCACACUGGGCACAGGGUGUGUGGUGUCGGGUGUAAACCCUCUGCCCUCCCCCAUCCCUGGCAGUAUCUACGGCCACAGCUCAGACUCUGCCCUGGGAGGGGGCUGUAAGGUGAAGGACACUGGUAAUGAAUACGACGCCAGGACCCUGGAGCAGCAGGAGCAGCAGCGGCUGGCCGAGGGCAUCUCGUCCUGGGCAGCGGGCUUGGCUCUGUCCCCAGGCGAGAGCUCAGAGAGGGAGUACCUCCGCUCCCUGGCUGCUCAGUACCAGGUGGAGCAGUACGAGGACUGCUACGGUCUCAUGACGUUGGCUCCAGAGUGUCACCCCCUGCAUCAGGUGACGCGGGGCCCCUGGGGCCUCCCGGUGGACCCGUCGCUCCGCAGGGCCACAGACACCACGGUGGUGCAGCUUAGUGGGAUGGUCUCUCUGCCCGUCCUCAUGAAGCACUCUGUCACCACCCCACUCAUCACACAUGUAUCCUUGGUGAACAAGGCGGUGGUGGACUACUACUUCGUAGAGCUUGGAGUGGAGAGGCAUUUUGAGGCCCUCAGGCACUUCUUGCUCAUGGAGGACGGGGAGUUCGCCCAGUCUCUUAGUGACCUGAUCUUUGAAAAGAUGGGCAGUGGUCAGACUCCUGGAGAGCUGUUGACUCCUCUGGUCCUGAACUCCAUCCUGAGUAAGGCUCUUCAGUACAGUCUUCAUGGAGACAGUUCUCUGGCCCCUAACUUCACCUUCGCCCUGCGCUUCCUCCCGGAGACCUUCCAUCCUCACGCCCCCGACGCACUCAACUGCCUGGAGCUACGGUACAAGGUGGACUGGCCGUUGAACAUCAUAAUCACAGACAGCUGUAUGAACAAGUACAACCGUCUGUUCUCCUUCCUGCUGCAGCUCAAACACAUGGUGUGGAGCCUCAGAGACGUCUGGUUUCACCUCAAGAGGACUGCGCUGGUGAAAGGGGCGGGCCGCUCGGUGCAGUUCCGCCAGCUGCAGCUGUACAGACACGAGAUGCAACACUUUGUGAAGGUGAUCCAGGGAUACAUCGCUAACCAGAUCCUGCAGGUGUCCUGGUUAGAGUUCACCACCAAGCUGGCCAGUGCCUCGGACCUGGACGCCAUACACCGCAUACACGCCGACUACCUCAACAGAGCUAUCUUCAGGGGUCUGCUGACAGAGAAGGCAGCUCCAGUCAUGAACAUCAUCCACAGUAUCUUCAGCCUGAUCCUGAAGUUCCGGGCCCAGCUGAUCGCACAGCCCUGGGACAGCCAGCAGGGGGAGGCAGUGCACCCCAGCUUCAUCGCCAUGCAGCAGUCAUACAACACUUUCAAAUACUACUCCCACUUCCUCUUCAAAGUGGUGACCAAGCUGGUGAACCGAGGAUAUCAGCCACACCUGGAGGACUUCCUGCUCCGCAUCAACUUCAACAGCUACUACAAAGACUCCUGAACGUACGUGUGUAGAACACUGUGUGUGCCUGUGUUGUAGAUCAUCAGAGUAGGCCUCGUAGGUGUCUAAACUAAUGAUACGUUGAAUAUUGUGUACAAAUCUCUCCCCCACACCCAUUGCAGUUUGUGGUAAUGUAUAUUUGUGGCAUGAAUAAUAUACCGUAGUUUCUUUUAAUAUGUGCGUUGUAUUUACAUUUUUAAAAUGUACCUCGACGACCUGUUUGACAGCUUCAAUGUGCCUGACCAUACAGUAUUAUGCCUCCUGUCCACAAUGGUGUCUGCUAUCAAAGUCAGUGAUGAUAACCCCAUUCCCCUAACAACGGUAGCCAAAGCUCAGGUGCCURUCCUCUGCCCACCCCAUUCCUAAGCCCUGUGUGUCAAUUAAAGAAAUGCUUCAUUUUGUGAUGUAAAAACAUUUAAAAGGAGUAAUAAAAUGUCACUUAUAUUUAUUAAAGAUUGCAUGUUAACAUUUUUGGAAAACUAUAGGUCAAACAAUGAAUGUAAAGUUAUGUGGGGGGGAGCACUGUCAUAUACAACCAAAGGUAUUUUACAAAAGAGA